AUGAAGAGGGAUCACCAAGAAAGCUGCGGCCGAGGGGUGAUGGGUGAGUGUUCCUCAAUGUCGAACGGGAAGGCCAAGAUGUGGCAGGAAGAGCAGCCGCAGCAGGGAGGAGGGAUGGAUGAGUACCUGGCGGAGUUAGGGUACAAGGUGCGUGCCUCCGACAUGGCUGACGUGGCACAGAAGCUGGAGCAGCUGGAGAUGGUGAUGGGGAGUGCCCAGGAAGAGGGAAUUUCCCACCUUGCUUCCGACACCGUUCACUACGACCCCACGGAUCUCCAUGCCUGGGUCCAAAAUAUGUUAACCGAACUCAACCCCGAACCCAACAACAUCAUCCUCGAUCCGUCUUCUUUCUUAAUCGACAACCCCGAACCCAGCAACAUCAUCCUCGAUCCAUCUUCUUUCUUAAUCGACAACUCCGUACACCCUUCCUCCAUCCUCGCCACAACCACCGCAGGCGUUUUCAACGACGACUCCGAAUAUGACCUCAGAGCCAUUCCUGGAAAAGCAGCGUACCCUCCUCAACACAACACAAACAACGGCACCACCGUUAACACCACCACCAACAGUACCAAAAACAUGGAGGAAAUUGAACCAGGUAACAACAAGCGCCUCAAGGCUUCCCCAAGUGGAUCCCCAGACUCCGCGUCGGAGCCCACGCGCCCGGUGGUCCUCGUUGAGGAAACCGGCGUGCGUCUUGUGCACACUCUCAUGGCGUGCGGGGAGGCCGUCCAGCAGGAGAAUCUGAAGCUCGCACAGGCGCUGGUGAGCCACGUGGGCAUGCUGGCGGCGUCGCAAGCCGGCGCCAUGAAGAAAGUGGCGUCGUACUUCGCUCAAGCCCUGGCGCGUCGAAUCUACGGAAGCUUCCGCGAGGAAACCCUGGAUUCCUCCCUCUCCGACGUUCUCCACAUGGACUUCUACGAGUCCUGCCCUUAUCUCAAGUUCGCGCACUUCACCGCCAACCAGGCCAUUCUCGAAGCCUUCGCCACCGCUGGGAGAGUCCACGUCAUCGAUUUCGGCCUCAAACAAGGGAUGCAGUGGCCCGCCCUCAUGCAGGCCCUCGCAUUGCGCCCCGGCGGGCCUCCAACCUUCCGCUUAACCGGGAUCGGGCCCCCGCAGCCCGACAACACCGACGCCCUACAGAAAGUGGGCUGGAAGCUAGCCCAAUUAGCCCAAACCAUCGGCGUCCAGUUCGAGUUCCGCGGAUUCGUCUGCAGCAGCCUCGCAGAUCUCGACCCGAACAUGCUCGAGAUCCGACCCGGAGAAGCCGUCGCUGUCAACUCUAUCUUCGAGCUCCACCGCAUGCUGGCCCGACCCGGAUCCUUUGACAAGGUGAUGGAAACAGUUAAAAAACUCAACCCCAAAAUCGUUACCAUCGUGGAGCAAGAAGCGAACCACAAUGGACCGGUUUUCCUCGACCGGUUCAAUGAAGCCUUGCAUUACUACUCGAGUAUGUUUGAUUCGCUGGAGGGUUCUUCCUCUUCGGGCGGGAUGUCGGAGUUGUACCUUGGAAGACAGAUAUGCAACGUGGUGGCGUGCGAAGGCGUUGAGCGCGUAGAGCGUCAUGAGACUUUGAGCCAGUGGAGGGGGCGAAUGGGCUCAGCCGGGUUCGACCCGGUUCAUCUCGGAUCGAACGCGUUCAAGCAAGCGAGUAUGUUGCUGGCGCUAUUCGCAGGGGGUGGCGGGUACAGAGUGGAGGAGAAUAACGGGUGCCUCAUGCUCGGGUGGCACACGAGGCCUCUCAUCGCUACCUCCGCGUGGAAGCUUCCCUCGCCCGAUUCGUAG
Molecule: messenger RNA, 1782 nt
Organism: Sphenostylis stenocarpa
Lineage: Eukaryota; Viridiplantae; Streptophyta; Magnoliopsida; Fabales; Fabaceae
Source: the annotation of a GenBank genome assembly